AUGGAUAAACAAACACUUCCACAUCAUAAAUAUAGUUAUAUUCCCAAGCAAAACAAGAAACUCAUUUAUGAGUAUCUCUUUAAAGAGGGUGUUAUAGUAGUUGAAAAAGACGCAAAGAUACCACGUCACCCACAUUUAAAUGUUCCAAAUUUGCAUAUAAUGAUGACAUUGAAAUCAUUAAAAAGUAGAAAUUAUGUUGAAGAGAAAUAUAAUUGGAAACACCAAUAUUUUAUAUUAAAUAAUGAAGGUAUUGAAUAUUUAAGAGAAUUUUUACACUUACCCCCAUCAAUAUUUCCAGCAACCUUAUCCAAGAAAACAGUUAACAGAGCUCCAAAAAUGGAUGAGGAUAUAUCAAGAGAUGUAAGGCAACCAAUGGGAAGAGGAAGAGCUUUUGAUAGGAGACCAUUUGAAUAA
Messenger RNA from Plasmodium adleri (nom. inval.), 414 nucleotides. RefSeq names its product 40S ribosomal protein S10, putative. The coding region runs from base 1 to 414 and encodes 137 amino acids. Lineage: Eukaryota; Apicomplexa; Aconoidasida; Haemosporida; Plasmodiidae. Gene Ontology annotation, cellular component: cytosolic small ribosomal subunit. Gene Ontology annotation, molecular function: structural constituent of ribosome; RNA binding. The record is from RefSeq and is a predicted model, not a curated record. The transcript is spliced from 3 exons.